GCAGGUCAAAGGAGCCGGUUACGUUUCAUGAGUGAUGGAUGACUUGGUUUGUGCUGUUGGUGCUGUUGGAACAUGACCCCUCGGUUGGUGGAUGUAGGGCAUGGAAGUCGAAGGCUUUGUGCUCUUGCAGACAUGACAUGGGAGCCAUGGCACCAUCCAAUGACCCUGCCAUCUUGGCCCAAAACCAGCUGUGGUGCUGGGCAAUUCAGUUGUGUCUUGACUUCAUUUUGCAACACCUUAUUAUAUAAGGCUUGAACCAUGGACAUCUGGAACACCCUUCUCAGUGCUUGGUCUUCUGCGCAUCCCUCAAGGAUUUGCGGCCGCCCGAGCUGGAGCCCUCCUUCCUUUGGUGCCCCGUGUGACCUCCGCGCCAUGAAGCGUCCCUCCGCAGCGGUCCAGGUCCGGCGGGGUGUGCUCCGCGCGGAGCACGCCCCGUCGGCCCCGCGCAAGGCGACGGGCGAGCUGUCGGUGGUGCCAAAGGACGCCUUUUAUGCGUCCACGCGCGGGGCGUGGCGAGGGUGGCUGAAGAAGAACUUUGCUUCCAGGAGCUAUAUCUGGCUGGUCUUUCCGAAGAAGGCCUCCAAGCUGCCCAGUGUCCGCUACAACGACGCCGUGGAGGAGGCACUGUGCUUCGGGUGGAUCGAUAGCACCUACCGCCCCCUGAGCGAGACGCUGGGCAUGCAGCGCUUCACGCCGCGGAGGAAGAUCGGGGAGAACUACUCGCAGCCCAACGUGGAGCGACUGCGCUGGGUGGAUGCCAAGGGCUUGAUCGAGCCCACAGUCCGGCCACAGAUCUCGCACGUGCUGCGCUCGAAGUUCGAGUGGCCCAAAGAUAUCCUGGCUGCCAUCGAGAGAGAGCCGGAGGCCGCCAGGUCUUGGAAGCGCUUCAGCGCCUCCUAUCGGCGCAUCCGGGUGGCGUGGGUGGAGCAGAAGCGCAAAAGUGAUCCGGCAGAGUUCAAGAAGAGGCUCCGGAACUUGGUGCAGAAGACCAAGCAGGGCAGGCAAUUCGGCUCGGACAUCGACAAGUACUACUGAGCGAUCCUGGGAGCCCCGGCGCAGCUCGGCGCGGCUUCGUCGGCGCAGCUUCGUCGGCGCGGCUUCGUCGGCGCGGACGCGAGAAGCUGCUGGACGCGAGAAGCGGGACGCUGAGCGAGCUUUGGACGGGUGAGAUGUGUACCGGGACCUUCCGUUUGAGGUGUCGAUG
Durusdinium trenchii is the source of this 1204-nucleotide messenger RNA. The record is from the annotation of a GenBank genome assembly. NCBI's taxonomy places the organism in Eukaryota, Dinophyceae, Suessiales, Symbiodiniaceae.